AUGAGCUCCAGCGGCAGAUCUCGCGCAUGGCGCAUCGUAGCAGUGUCUGUGGCUCUCUCGGCAGCUCCAAGCACGACUUGGGUGUCAGGUUGGUUCUUCGAUGCAUCGUCCCGAGGUCGACCCGGCUGCACCUUUCGAUGUGCCGAAGACCUAAAAGGGGAGUCCGGAAGGACCAAAGUGACUGCGGAAAACUUCGAAACUCCCGGCUGGAAAGGGCUAUCGAUCCUUGAAGGCCUGAAGGGGCAACGAAUCCCCAAGGGUUUCGAAACCUGGUCGGACUACACCAGGUAUGCGCUUGAGGGGAUCAAGGUGAAUGGUCCUUUGGGACCCACUGCGGAUCAAGCCAAGAACAAAGAAUACCGGCCUAUGUCUCUUGUGGACCGCAAGAGGUCAAUGGGUGUCGACUUUGGCCCAAGUUUUGUGGGUUUGGCGCUUUCACUAGGCGGCGUGAAUACCAUGCCCAUGGGCACCUUGCGCACGGGCCAGGACUGGAAAGAUUUGGCCAUCCAAAUCGCCCGCAUUGCGAGCACACAGCGUGUCAAGGACAUUGUUGUUGGACAGCCGUUGAGCAGAGAUGGCACGGAGGGCAAGAUAGGCAAACUUGUGCGGUAUUUUGUCCAGGUUUUGGCCGAUGCGUGUCUGCUGAUGCUCGGCAACGAGGUGACUGUCUUCAUGUGGGACGAGCGAUUUUCCACCACCUACGCUGCCAUGCGCUUGGGCAAUCGCCCACGCUUCGAUGGAGAGGCGUUUAAGCGCUGGAUCACGGUGCGACAGGGCUUGAACUGGAGCGCCAAAGCCUUGUUGGACUCUGAGGCAGCCAGGGCAAUUUUGGAGCACUGGCUAUCCAAAGAUGAUCGAAGUGAAAUCAUCAACAAGGAGCUCUCGGAAAGGGUGGCUCCGUCCCGGGAGGCAUGCAUGAGGUAUUUGAAGUACCGCAAAGUGAAAGCCAUGCUGCCGCAGCCCACCAUGGAUUCCCAACCUGAGGAGCCAGCAGGUCCAGGUAGGGAGGCGUGGGAAUGGUACGACCGGCAUCCUGACAGUUACGAAGUGGACGAAGAACAGCACCAGAGCGCAACCACUGCCUUCAAUGAUUACAUGAAGGGCCUUGACGGCUUUGGUGAGAAGGAACGUGAGUUGGAGAAGAUGGCGGAGCAGCGCCGGCAGCGCAACGCCGAGAAUCGUCGCAUCCGGAAGAAGCGUCGGAAGAGCGAGAACGCCGCGCGGGAGGCGUUGCAAGACAAGAUGGAAGAGGUUCAGGAGGACUACAGGAAGAACUUGCCCAAGGCAUGUGGCAUUGGAUACGAUGUUAAAGUGCCAUUCAAUGAAUUCACAAAGCUCAUGGUGAGAAGGAUCGUUCACUCACCGAUGAUUCUGAUACCAGAACAUCCAGAUUUCCCAGCUAUUCAGCAUGCUAUUCACCAGGAUACUGGUCCCAGAGUGAACUGA
Molecule: messenger RNA, 1446 nt
Organism: Cladocopium goreaui
Lineage: Eukaryota; Dinophyceae; Suessiales; Symbiodiniaceae
Source: the annotation of a GenBank genome assembly